AUGAUGGAGCACGACCAUGCUCUUGCAGAGGUAGUAGAAUUACAGCGUCAAGUGCAACAGACAUCGAGGGAAACCUCAGGAGGUGCCAUACUCUCAGAUGACCCAUGUGAUAUACUUCCAGAGGCUGAGUCAGACGAGACACGCAUACGGAGAGAGACAGAUACCAGAGUCAGGGCAGUUUCAUCUGGGGAGGCGGUGAUCCAACACAACACCAACGAAACUGAGCCUCUUAGUGAAACACCACUGUUUGGCACGGAUUCUGCGACCCAGUCCUUUCUUGCUGCCAUGGAUAGCCCAGUUCCGACAGAGCUAGCGAUCUCAGCUGAGCAUGCUUGGGUAAGUAUGGGUGAAAUACUUGGUUCUGAUCCUCAUAUGUGA
Molecule: messenger RNA, 378 nt
Organism: Linum trigynum
Lineage: Eukaryota; Viridiplantae; Streptophyta; Magnoliopsida; Malpighiales; Linaceae
Source: the annotation of a GenBank genome assembly